This is a messenger RNA of Ornithorhynchus anatinus (platypus), 1288 nucleotides long. RefSeq names its product BCL2 like 12 (gene BCL2L12). The record is from RefSeq and is a predicted model, not a curated record. Bases 174 to 1142 code for a protein of 322 amino acids. Lineage: Eukaryota; Metazoa; Chordata; Mammalia; Monotremata; Ornithorhynchidae. Gene Ontology annotation, biological process: regulation of apoptotic process. The transcript is spliced from 6 exons.
CGGGAGAGGAGGGGACGCCGCCCGGGGCCCGCGGAAUCGCCGAGCGGGGCGGCUGACGUAGGCCUGACGCGGGGGGAGGGGGGCCGCGCCUCUCUGCGCAGGCGCCGAAAAGUUGGCUCCCUCCGAGUUGGCCCAAGUGGGCGGGACGGGCGGCUCCAACGCCCACCGGGCCCAUGGCGGGAAGCGGACGCCCCCUCGGCCCGCACCCGGCGGACGGGGCCCGGCUAAGAGAGGACACCCGAAAGGUGCUGGACGCCUUCCUGAAGAGGAGGCUGAGCCCGGGACAGGCGGCCCGGCGCUGCUCACGGAGCCCAGGAGAGGAGGUCCAGAAGUCCAGCCCCCCGCCUCCGGAGGAGAAGGAUCUUGGCCUCCGGAACCAAAUCCGACGCCUCCUCGGGGGUAGGAGGGACGGGGACGGAGCCCCAUCGGAGCCGGGAAGGCCCCCCGGCAGCGGCUUCUCUCUCCGCCAGCUGCUGCCCCGGCGUCCCAAUGAUUCCCAGCCGGAAUCACCAAGCCCCUCCAGGCCCGACUCCCUCCCCGUCCUCUCCUGCUACUGCCCGAAUUCUGAGGAGCCGGCCUUGCCUUGUCUCCUCCCAUCCUUCCCCACUCCCACGUCCGGGAUCCCUGCCGAGGACCCGGCUUUCUACUCCCUGGUGGCGGAGAAGCUGGAGGCGAUAGUUCAGGAGCAACUGAGGUCUCCGUUGGCCACCCUGCCCCCACCCGAGUCCUCCCCCUCAGAGAAAGAGGAGCUGCUCAGGCGACUCGUGGCUUUGCUAGAGGAGCAGGCCGACAUCAUCAACCAACAGCUCCAGGAGGACCCGGUGCUGCGCCGGGCAUUAGCGCGCAUGUCCUUCGGCUCCUUCACUCGCCUGGCGGAGCUCUUCUCCUCUCGUCACCCGCCGGGGGCUCCCUGUCCCGGGACCCCGGGACCCCCAGCGCCCCCGGAGCCCCCCGAGCCCCUGGCCCGCCUCGCCCUGGCCAUGGAGCUGACGCACCGUGUGUCCGGGCUCGGGGGGCCGGCGGCCGGGGCCCUCAUGGGGCACAGCCUGGACCAUCUGCACAGCUUUGGGCCCUGGCUGCAGCGGCGGGGGGGCUGGGAGAGCCUCGUCUCCCCCGUGGAUCUGACGCUUCCACUCGACUGAGGAUUUGGUCGCUCGGGCCCGUCCACCCCCUGAGGCCGCCCGAGGCCCAGGGACGGCGCGCCUCUAAUACAGUCGGUCGUCUUGAUGGAAGCAGCGUGGCGCAGUGGCGAGAGCCCGGCCUUAGGAGUCAGAGGUCGUGGGUUCCA